AUGAUUGACACUGUGAACCACGACCACAAACAGGCAAGCAGUUGGGUCGUAGCGAAUCUUAUUAAGAAUAGAGUUGCUGGAACCGAUCGUAUUUACAAGAUAAAGCAUAUUAAGGAGGAUGUCCGUAAAGAGUUCGGGGUGAACAUAAGUUAUGACAAGGCCCAUCGAGCACGAGAGUUAGCAUACGCUAUUGUUAGGGGCCGACCGGAGGACUCCUACAUGCAUCUCCAUGCGUACGGUGAAGCGAUAAAAAUAGAGAAUCCAGGUACUAUUUUCCACCUCGAGACUGAAGGUUCGCUUAACUUCAAAUACAUGUUCAUGGCAUUGGGUGCCAGCAUUAAAGGGUUUCAGUCAAUCACAAGGCGUGUAAUUAUGGUUGAUGGCACACAUUUGAAGGGGAAGUUCAAAGGAGUGCUACUAAUGGGUGUCGCCAUGGACGGGAAUAAUCAAAUAUAUCCACUUGCAUUCGCGAUUGUAGACAACGAAAGCGAUGCAUCGUGGAAGUGGUUUAUGAAGAACUUGAAGGACAUGAUCGGAGACCCACAAGAACUUGUAUUCAUAUCUGAUCGACAUGUAAGUAUCACCAAUGCAACAAGUGAGAUAUUCCCGGAUGCAUUCCAUGCUAUAUGCACUUAUCACYUAGGGAACAACMUAAAGWCUCGAUUCAAGAAUGCUGCAUUUUACAAAUUGUAUCAGGAUGCAGCGUAUGCGUAUCGRAAGUCAYAGUUCACGUACUACUGGAACCAGAUACUAUCGAUUGGAUCGGGUUCACUUGCCAAAUACUUACAAGAAAUUGGGGUACAACGGUGGGCCCGAUGCUACCAAGUUGGUAGAAGAUAUGAAAACAUGACGACAAACAGCGCUGAGUCGGUAAAUGCCCUCCUUCGAGAGGCUAGAGAGUUACGUAUCACUAAGAUUGUCGAUUUCAUCCGCGAAUUGCUACARAGAUGGUUCCACGAAAGAAGGACUCACUGGUCCACCCAAAACACCUCUCAUUCAAACUAUGCAGAAGAGCGACUUGUACUACAGUUUGARAAGUCUCGUCGCUACACAGUCAAACCAGUUUUCAUGUUGAGGACGGUGGCUUGGACGAGACGGUUGAUUUGA
Momordica charantia (bitter melon) is the source of this 1107-nucleotide messenger RNA. Lineage: Eukaryota; Viridiplantae; Streptophyta; Magnoliopsida; Cucurbitales; Cucurbitaceae. The record is from RefSeq and is a predicted model, not a curated record.